AUGGAUGUAAAUAAAUUUAGAAAAAUUAUAACAUUGCUUCUAAAAAUUAUGAAUAAUUAUCCAUCAUUGUUUUUACUUGCUACGCAUUUGUUGGAUGGCGAAGAAGCUAACCGAUUGUCUGCUCAAGGAAUUCUAGAUUUUCUAACUUCAAAAUGUCGUAUUAUAAACAAAAAUAGAACAUUUGAAAAUUUUUUGGAAUUUGGAUUUAAGACAAAAAAGGUUGAACCUAUGACAGAAGAACCUGAGAUAAAGCUUAAGAGUUUAUUAGAAUAUGAAGGUAUGACUGAAAAAUAUAAGAGUUUGCUUAGAGAAGGUCAACAAAAAUUAUUAAAUCUUGAAGUGGAUCAAAAUGAAAAUCUGGAAGACUGUGAUCGACAUUUCUAAUUGUUUUGAAAUACAAAAUUUUGUUUUGUUAUGUACAUAUUUUACCUUAUGUAUUUUUAACAUGGUUACCAUAAAAAACGGUAUUCUUGUCUUAAGACAGAAUACGGAAGCUUUUAAAAAACAUAAAUCCUGGGACCCGGUUUCAGCUAAAUUUGAUCAUCAGUUAUUCAAUUCACGUUUUCCUUGUCACCCUUUUGAUUUAAUGUUUGUAUUGUAUAUUUUUAUGAAAUUUUUUAAUUUUAAAAUUUUGCCGUUCAUU
This is a messenger RNA of Meloidogyne enterolobii, 643 nucleotides long. The record is from the annotation of a GenBank genome assembly. Lineage: Eukaryota; Metazoa; Nematoda; Chromadorea; Rhabditida; Meloidogynidae.